Molecule: messenger RNA, 2909 nt
Organism: Durotheca rogersii
Lineage: Eukaryota; Fungi; Ascomycota; Sordariomycetes; Xylariales; Xylariaceae
Product: exocyst complex subunit Sec15-like protein
Exons: 9
Coding region: 387-2738 (783 amino acids)
Biological process (GO): intracellular protein transport; exocytosis; Golgi to plasma membrane transport
Cellular component (GO): membrane; exocyst
Source: RefSeq, a predicted model, not a curated record
CUUUCUGUUGCGUGGUCACAUGCAGUAGCGUUCGCUGCAGGUACAUGCAAUACCUGCCUACGGUACUUACGGAUGUCGCAUCUCAUAUCUCAGGUAAGGUACCUCAACCAUACCUGCUUAGGAGUCGAUAACGCCCUGUUCGCCUGUCAUCUUCUAGGGAUCACACGCAACUUAGAGUAUACGACCCGCAACGACCGGAGAGAGAGAGAAGGGAGUCGCUGCACAAGCUGUCGAUACUAUUUUCAACGAUGAGGUUUUCGCCUUGCAGUGAUUACCUUCACCUGCAACCCGUCGCCGCCCAUCGUCGCCUGUCGAAACGCCGAGACCGAACGCCCGCCUACCAAGCCUCUUAGCCACCGACAGGGCGGCAUACUACGAAUAGCUUCAUGCCGGCCGCCACUAUGCCACGACGGCCCCAGAACUACGACGACUACACAUCCGCGGUGCAGCAGAUUAUCCUCUCCACGUCGGAUGCCGAAUUCCUCGAUCAACUGAUCCCUGUUCUGAAGGAUGCGACGUCGACCGGCCGGGAGACGGGUCUCACGCACAAUCUGUCGCAAUAUGCCGAAGAUCGCGAGGCCGAGAUCGAGAGGAUAGGCUUGACGAAGCACGAGGAGUUCCUGGGCUCCGUCAACCACCUCCAGAACGUCCGCGAGCGCACCGUCACCUUAACCGCCGAUAUCCUCGAACUGAACCAGUCUAUCCAAGCUAGCACCGAGAAGCUGGCAGCACAGAAGCAGGCCCUGGUGAACACGCGGGCCGUCCGCGAGAACAUCUCCGACGUGUCCGAUGCCCUGAGGGAGUCCCUGAAGAUCCUGCAUGCCGUCAACAACGCCCACGAAUUGGUCCGAAAAGGAAAUUAUUACGCAGCGCUCAAGUCCCUCGAAGACCUGCAAAACGAAUUCCUCAUCCCCAUCAUACAGAACAGCUACGCGACCCAGCACCAGCUCGCCAAUCUCAUACAGAAGUCUAUCCCGGCGUCCCAGAAGACCAUAUCGGAGGCUGUCAUGACGGAUCUCAAUACUUGGCUGUUCCGUAUCAGGGAGACAUCCCAAUUUCUCGGGGAGGUGGCCUUCUACCAUACCGAGAUGCGCCGCACGCGGCAACGCGAGAGGGCAGAGAAUGACGAAUUCCUAAACAACUUCAAACUCAACUCUGCGAUCGAGCUGGUCUUUGAUGAGAGCGAAGAGUUUGAUGUGCUUGAUAAUGAUGAAUUACAAGUGGACUUCACCCCCCUUUUUGAAGCCUUACACAUACACGAUGCGCUUGGACAGAGCGAAAAAUUCCGAUCGGAGUAUGCCGCUACGAGGAGGCGACAGAAAGAACUGCUCCUGCCAGGCUCUGUGAGCCUCACAACCGACGACGAGUCAUCUCUCAGCAGUUUGCUCGAAGGUAUUUCUGGGUUUGCCAUCAUCGAGAAGGCAACCAUGCGGAGAGCCCCCCAGCUACGUACAGCUAUCGAUGUCGAGGAGUUGUGGGACUCGAUGUGCUCUACGGCAAUUUCCUUGACGUCGAAGGCAUUGAGCGACAUUACUGACCCUCAAAUCCUUCUCAAUAUCAAGGGACGAAUCGACCUUUUCAUCUUAACAAUGGAAGGUUGGGGAUAUUCUGUCUCGAGACUGGAUGAAUUCCUGGUCGACCUAUUCGAUAGAUAUGCCGAGCUGCUGAAGAAGAGGUUCAGCGACGACUUUCAAGAGAUCGUCUCAACCGACGACUAUAUGCCAAUGGCCAUCAACACCCGAGAGGAAUAUGAGAAAGUGGCCAACGUCAGUUGGUUCACGCCGGAGAAACCUAUUGAGGAGCUCGCGUUCCCGUGUGUUCUGCCCUUUUCUCAGAUGUACCCACUGUGUUGUAUCGAUAUUAGGAAUUUCCUCAAUCAGUUCUAUUUCUUCUCGGAUGACCAUUUUCAGCAUCGGGGUAAGAUCGAUGAUACAUUACGCAAGUCACUGGACGAGCUCCUCACCGAAAAGGUGUGCCAGUCUCUGGUGGAAAGGCUGAGCUCGCAGUAUCUGGGCCAGAUAGUGCAGAUCCUAAUCAACUUGGAACACUUCGAAAUCGCAUGCCAGGAGUUGGAGCAGCUCCUAAUCAGAGCGCGUUCCUCAGCAUCUACGGGGGGCCCCCUAACCCUGUCGGCUACGGAGCAGUUUAGGGAAAAUAAGAAAACGGCAGAGAAGCGUAUUUUCGAGCUUGUGAACUCUAAGAUCGACGACCUGGUGGAAACGGCGGAGUACGACUGGACGUCGACCAACCGUCCAAUAGAGCCUAGCAACUACAUGCAGACCCUGACCAGGUACCUCUCGAACAUCAUGAACUCGACGCUCCUAGGUCUGCCGAGGGAGAUUAAGGAGCUCAUCUACUUCGACGCGCUCAGUCACGCGGCCAACAAGAUUCUUGCGCUCCCACUCUCACCGGAUGUCAAGAAGAUCAACCCGAACGGGGUAGCGGCACUCUCGAUGGACGUCCAGCACCUGACGCACUUCGUCGACGGCCUCGAGAACGGGUUCAUGCUGCGCUCCAACCUCGACGAGCUCGAGCAGACGAUCCAGCUCCUGCAGUCGGACAACACGGACGAAUUCUUCGACAUCUCGACCCGGAACAAGAAGUACGGGCGCGUCGACGCCAUAAACGGGCCCGUCCUACUAGAAAAGUUGACGCAGCAGAUCUCGGGUCCAGGCCAGACCGCGCAGCGGUUCGCCAACUUCUCGUCGAACCUGUCGUCGCGCUUCGGCACCAAGUAGUAGCAGCAACAGGGCGGGCGAGGAACAACGUAUACAUACGCAGCCAAGACACAGGCCGGGCAGGCGAGCCGUCAGAUACACAGUAUAUAUAUAUACAUAUAUACACACAUACAUAUAUACAUAGCACUUUUACGAUAUCCAUAGAUUAUUUAUACAUGAUACCAUCCAGAA